Tachyglossus aculeatus (Australian echidna) is the source of this 849-nucleotide messenger RNA. RefSeq names its product inhibitor of growth family member 4 (gene ING4). The coding region runs from base 28 to 777 and encodes 249 amino acids. The transcript is spliced from 8 exons. Gene Ontology annotation, cellular component: nucleus. Lineage: Eukaryota; Metazoa; Chordata; Mammalia; Monotremata; Tachyglossidae. The record is from RefSeq and is a predicted model, not a curated record. Gene Ontology annotation, biological process: positive regulation of apoptotic process; regulation of DNA-templated transcription.
CAGGAAGUCGCUUUGUUUGGCUUCAAGAUGGCGGCGGGAAUGUAUUUGGAGCAUUAUCUGGACAGUAUUGAGAAUCUCCCUUUCGAGCUGCAGAGAAACUUCCAGCUCAUGCGAGAUCUGGACCAAAGAACAGAGGACCUGAAGGCGGAGAUCGACAAGCUGGCCACCGAGUACGUGAGCAGCGCCCGCAGCCUCGGCUCCGAGGAGAAGCUGGCACUGCUGAAGCAGAUCCAGGAGGCGUACAGCAAGUGCAAGGAGUUCGGGGAUGACAAGGUGCAGCUGGCGAUGCAGACCUAUGAGAUGGUGGACAAACACAUCCGGCGCCUGGACACGGACCUGGCCCGCUUCGAGGCCGACCUGAAGGAGAAGCAGAUCGAGUCCAGUGACUACGACAGCUCCUCCAGCAAAGGCAAAAAGAAAGGCCGGGCCCAGAAGGAGAAGAAAGCCGCUCGGGCCCGCUCCAAGGGGAAGAACUCGGACGAGGAGGCCCCCAAGGCUGCCCAGAAGAAGCUGAAACUCGUGCGCACGAGCCCCGAGUACGGCAUGCCCUCGGUGACCUUUGGCAGCGUCCAUCCUUCGGACGUGCUGGACAUGCCCGUGGACCCUAAUGAGCCCACCUACUGCCUCUGCCACCAGGUCUCCUACGGGGAGAUGAUUGGCUGCGACAAUCCCGACUGCUCCAUCGAGUGGUUCCACUUCGCCUGCGUGGGGCUGACGACGAAGCCGCGGGGAAAAUGGUUCUGCCCUCGCUGCUCCCAGGAACGGAAGAAGAAAUAAGCAGAAACCCGUCACCCUUAGCUCCAAGCGGCCCCGGGCCCGACGUCCAGGGUCUUCGGGCCGGGGGCGAGG